AAGUAAACAUGAUUCAUUUGAUUGAAAGAAAAAUAUAAAAAAGUUGCACUUUUCGCAAAAAAUAAAAUAAAAUAAAAAAAAACAUAAAAUGUGAAAAUUUUUAAAACGGUCGUAAAAAUACUCGGUGCUCAUUUAAAAUUUAUUGGCAAGCAAAAUUACAUGUUUAGUGCUUCGGGAAUGUUUAUUUGCCCUCAUAUUUAGCGCAAAAAUAAGGAGAAAUAUCGCAAACAGUGAAUAAAUUUCCCAGACAACCAGAACAGCGGCAACACAAAAAUAAACGUAAAAAUAGUUCAUGAAUAAAUUGCUUCUCUUCUUCUUCUGGUGCGAGAGAGAUCCUUGUAACAGCAAUGUAUUUAUUAUUAUAAACAUUGAAAGUAACGUCGCAUUGUGAAGGGAUAUCAAGAAAGGUGAACAGAAGUGAAAGACAAUCUGAAAUGAAAAAUUGUUCGUAAUCAACAAAUCGGAAAUUGAUUUGGAUUUGGACGGCGCUCACAAUGCUCGGGUGUCGUUAAAAUAAAGUGUUUGUGGAAGCUGUCCAUAAAAUAUCGACAAAAAAGGAUAGAAGCGAUGUGUGGAAAGAAAUAAAGAUAAAUAAAGAACGUACGAUAAUAAAAUUAGAGCUACUGUGAAAAAAGGCUCGAAACACAAUAAAUUGAACGCUCACACACGUCGAGGCAGGAUAUUUACAACGACAACGUGUGCAAAGAGUGAAAUUUAUCGUCAUAUCAUCAUCGCCAUCGCACACAAUCAUCAACAUGGCUAUGGAAUGGAUUACCGCGAUUGAUAAAAGACCAUGCGAUCGAAACUUACGUGACGCCGAACUAAUUUCAUGCCGCCUGAGACGUGUCGAACCGUUAUGCCGUCUCCCCGGAUCCGCUUUGCAACAACUCGCCAUGUGCGGUUUCUACGAGGACCUCGAAAAAGGAGUCACGCUUUUUCGUGCCGGCGAGCAAGGUCGUUUUUGGUAUGCGGUGCUCGGAGGUUCACUCGAAGUGCGAUAUCAUGCUGCCAAUCCCGAUAGCAAUACACAAGUGACGCUGUGCAAUUUGGGCGUCGGUGCGACAUUCGGCGAAAGCAUUUUGCAUGACAUGCCGCGCGAUUGCACCGUCGUAACGAAGACCAGUUGUGAACUUUUGCGUGUCGAACAGGCGGAUUUCCGGCUCAUUUGGGAGAAAAACAAGGAACUCAUGAACGACAUCAUCCUCAAUAGUCGCAAACGGAACGGAUAUGGCGUUUCGCCCACCCGACAAUCGCCCACGAAGCCAACGCGGGGCAGCACAUCGAACGACGUCGACCAACCGAAUCCCGCGUUGCCAAUUACGCCGAGCCCAUCGCCCCAAAUGACGCGCAUGGCAUGGGCGUUGCGAACGUUGCUCGUCACCGACAGCAGUAGUUGCUUGAAAGAUCGAAAAGUUUCCGGGAAACUCAUUAAAAAGUGCGCGCCAGGCACGGAAUUGGUCGAUUGGUUGAUAAAUUUGUCGCCGAUUGUUCAUACGAGGGCGCAGGCAUCGGGAAUGUGGCAAGCGUUGUUGGAAGAAGGAGUUUUGGUUCAUGUUGCACGCGAACAACCAUUUAAGGAUAAGUGUUUUUUGUAUCGAUUUAGAACGGAUGAGGAAAAUACAAGCAAUACACCGCAAAUUGACGACGUGAAUUCCGCGAAUGAUCACGUGAGAGAAAAUCUUCCCGCUUUGUUGCAUCGAGGACCGGAUGCGACACUCAGAAUGAUUCUGAGAAAGCCCUCUCAUGAACGCACACAAGAAGAACUUGAACUCGUAUUUGAAGAACUUUUACACAUUGCAGCAUUAUCUCACCUGUCGACGUCAAUUAAACGAGAAUUGGCGUCUGUUAUUGUCUUUGAAGCUCAUGCCCAAGCAGGAACUGUGUUAUUUAACCAAGGCGACGAAGGUCGUUCAUGGUACAUCCUUCUCAAAGGCUCUGUCGAUGUCGUCAUUCACGGCAAAGGUACCGUAGCGACGCUCAAAGAAGGCGACGACUUUGGCAAACUUGCACUAAUUAAUGAUGCACCUCGGGCUGCAACAAUUGUGUUGAAAGAAAAUCAUUGUCACUUGCUGCGAGUUGACAAAGAGCACUUUAAUCGGAUUUUACGUGACGUGGAAGCGAAUUCGUUGCGAUUGCAGGAAAAUGGCAAAGAUGUGCUGAUUUUGGAACGUGUGGCAAAACAAAGAGGACAUUCAGCUUUCAAAUAUACCGUGAUGUGCGGCACGCCGUCGAAAAUGCUCGAACACUUGCUCGACACACGCAUGGGCAUUCAAGUGGGACCAACAGAUCCAUUUUUGGACGAUUUUAUGUUAACGCACAUCGUUUUCAUGCCAGUUCCGAUGCUGGUCGACGAGUUAUGGCGACAUUAUCAUAGCGAGCUCGAACAUGACGACGAAGAUCACGAACCAACCACGGAGGACAGAGAUUUUUCGGUGCAGUGCAAGAGAAGAGUUGUGCAGUUCAUCCAAAAGUGGGUAAUUGCCGUUAGGCAUGCGGUUUUCGAGGAUCCAGCUGCUGUGGAUUUUAUUGAAGAAAUCGCAAGCGAUGUCGAAAACGACCCCGAAUUGAGCGAAGAAACGAGUAUAGUACAUCACGUGUUGACCCAGUUGGCUCGAUAUCAAGAAGAUCGCAACGCCCAUGCGGGUCAAAAAUGGAAAUUACCGCCGAAUGGACAACCAAUUUGCUUAUUUAGCCCGAAUCCAGCCGGAACAAAGACAUUAAUUCGUCCCGAUGACGAUAUAAUUUUUCGUGUCUAUUGCGCUGAUCACACGUACUGCACUCUUCGUUUUCCGGUUUGUGCGACUGCGGAAAUGGUCAAGGCUUGUGCCGCGGAUAAAUUGCAAAUAAAUCGUGCGACGGAGGAUUUGGCAUUACUCGAAGUCAAGUCAAAUGGCGAAAGAAUUGUGUUUAAAGACACGGAUGUGAGUAUUCCGACUGUGCUGAGUCUCAAUGGGAGGAUUUUUGUGUCGCCCAAAGAUCAUAUUGAUGCGAUGACGCCGUUACCGGAGCAAGAAAUGGUCACAGAUGGCAUCGAUAUGGAUAUUGAAAUGCUAAGCACCAAAGAAAUUGCGUAUCACAUGACCCAGUUUGAUUGGGAUCUGUUUUGGGCAGUGCACGAAUAUGAAUUGAUGUAUCAUACGUUUGGGAGACAUCAUUUUAAUAAGAUCACAUCAAAUUUGGAUGUCUUCAUUCGUCGCUUUAACGAAAUCCAAUAUUGGGUCGUUACGGAGAUCGUUUCUACUGGAAGCAUGAACAAACGUGUAUCACUAUUGAAGAAAUUCAUCAAAUUAGCUGCAUACUGCAAAGAAUAUCAAAAUUUAAACGCAUUUUUCGCAAUUGUGAUGGGAUUGUCGAACAACGCGGUAUCUCGUCUCACGCAAACGUGGGAAAAGUUACCGUCAAAGUUCAAAAAGCUCUUUACCGAGUUCGAGGCACUCAUUGAUCCGAGUCGUAAUCAUCGGGCAUACAGAAUGUCAGUUGGUAAGUUACAACCACCCGUGAUCCCGUUCAUGCCGUUGCUGCUAAAGGACAUGACAUUUGCUCACGAAGGCAAUAAAACGAGUGUCGAUGGCUUGGUGAACUUUGAAAAGAUGCACAUGAUGGCACAAACGAUGCGAACGGUGCGCUUUUGUCGAUCCCGGCACCUUGUAUUGGAUCCGCCAUCGCCCAAAAGCGAAGGAGACGUUCGUGCGUACAUCAGUUGUUUCCGCAUCAUUGACAACCAACGCGUACUUACGGCAAUGUCGCAAAAAAUUGAGCCAUCACGACGCACUUAAGGAAUUUCGAGG
This is a messenger RNA of Culicoides brevitarsis, 3788 nucleotides long. RefSeq names its product rap guanine nucleotide exchange factor 4 (gene Epac). The record is from RefSeq and is a predicted model, not a curated record. The transcript has 16 exons. Lineage: Eukaryota; Metazoa; Arthropoda; Insecta; Diptera; Ceratopogonidae. Gene Ontology annotation, cellular component: plasma membrane. Gene Ontology annotation, molecular function: guanyl-nucleotide exchange factor activity. The coding region runs from base 756 to 3776 and encodes 1006 amino acids. Gene Ontology annotation, biological process: positive regulation of GTPase activity; Ras protein signal transduction.